Pyrus x bretschneideri (Chinese white pear) is the source of this 423-nucleotide messenger RNA. Its product is annotated as COP1-interacting protein 7-like. The record is from RefSeq and is a predicted model, not a curated record. Lineage: Eukaryota; Viridiplantae; Streptophyta; Magnoliopsida; Rosales; Rosaceae. The transcript has 3 exons. Bases 1 to 423 code for a protein of 140 amino acids. Gene Ontology annotation, biological process: response to light stimulus; positive regulation of DNA-templated transcription.
AUGGACUCCAGAACUCGCCUUGACCAUGUUCUCUUUCAACUCACUCCAACCAGAACAAGAUGUGAACUGGUGAUAUUUGCUGCUGGUGGAGGUGCAAACGAGAAAUUGGCUUCAGGGCUUCUAGAACCAUUUCUUGGUCACUUGAAAUGCGCCAAAGAUCAGAUCUCGAAGGGAGGGUACUCCAUCAUUCUUCGUCCUUCGGCCUCCGGUGCCUCCUGGUUCACCAAAGCCACUUUGCAGAGGUUUGUGCGAUUUGUUAGCACACCAGAAGUUCUUGAGAGAUUUGUGACCAUUGAGAGGGAGAUAUUGCAAAUUGAGAAUUCGAUUCAAUCGAGUGAACUGACUGAAUCAGAAGGUGCAAUUCUGAGAUCCUUCAUUAUAUUUACUCUGUUAUUGUCUAUUCUUCAAUUCAUUACCUGCUGA